This is a messenger RNA of Malania oleifera, 1417 nucleotides long. RefSeq lists its product as uncharacterized. The record is from RefSeq and is a predicted model, not a curated record. The transcript has 4 exons. Gene Ontology annotation, molecular function: mRNA binding; metal ion binding. The coding region runs from base 137 to 1243 and encodes 368 amino acids. Lineage: Eukaryota; Viridiplantae; Streptophyta; Magnoliopsida; Santalales; Ximeniaceae.
UCCCCGACGAUGCAAGGAAUUAUUUGAAGAUUUGCAGUUAAGAAGUUCUUCUCCGAAUCUCCAGAUUUUUCGAUCUUUCUUUCUGUCUCAGAAGCACCAUACAGCUUGCCAUUUCUCAGACGCUUCGCCUACACUCAUGGAAGGCCUUUACGGUAAGAGCAAUCCGAGAAUUCAGAAACUGAGGGCCAUAAACGGCACAGUCUCGCCCAUUAUCGUCCCGAAAACUCGUCACUGCACGUCCAAUAGUCCUAUCAUCGAUCCGUACGCCUCCGACGUAGACUCCGCACUCAUCAGGUACCUGCGAUCCGGUUCUCCGGCAGCCGGAAUAGUUUCCACCGGCGACACAUUCAGUACUCCGACCGCCAAUCCGGCGAAAUAUCGUCCGACGAUCGGGCUCGGAAACAGCGGCGGCACUGGCUUAUCCUCCCGCUGCGGCUCAAUGGCGUCACCGCUCUCGGUGAUGGAAAACAUGCCGUCGCCGGCGGGGAGGUUGACGCCGGUGUUCGGAACGCCGGUGAAGGUGGAGGAGGAUGUGCUAGUGAUGGACGGGAUUCUUGUAGGGUCGGUGCCGGGGGGAAGGUUGAGAUCGUCGGCAUCGUCAGACUCUGGCGGAUCGUCGCGGACGACGUCGGGAAAUAGUUGUUACAAGACGGAGAUUUGCCGUCCGUGGGAGGACUUCGCGAGUUGCCGGUACGGCUCCAACUGUCAGUUUGCGCAUGGAAAAGAAGAGCUUCGCCCAACUCGCUUUCCCAACAAGAUGAGCAGACUAUCUGAGAUGGUCUGCAAAUCAUACACGGGCACAGGAUCCUGCACAUACGGUUCCAAAUGCCGGUUUGUUCAUCAUCAGCCCGCUGCAUCCACGGCGGUCACCACCGCAGCUGCAGGCUCGCCGGCUGCACCACCCCUUCCCCAAAAAGCCUCGCCCAAUAAUAUCACCCCUGCAGACCGGGGACCUACCAUCACCAUCACCACCACCACCACCACCAGCAUCCCCACAGCAAGCACGUGCUGGAGCAGGAGCAGGAGCAGCUGGUUACCCCAGGACGACGGCAUUGACAUUACCUUACCUCAUGAUCCUCCUUCCUCUUCGUCUUCUUCUUCUUCUGCCAAUGAAAAUCAGCAGCUGCCAACGAGCAGCAGGGAUGAAGUUGAGGCAUACAUACAGAGUGUUCUCUCCAGUUCUACUAGGGGAAGAUCGACAAGAACAAGACUACCCGCGUUUGCCGAGAUCUGCCCCGAUUAGCUAGUAACCAGUUUCGGAACCAAAAGAGCAGUUCUUUUCAACUGUAUGGUCUGGAGAAUUGAAGAGGCUGGACCAAGCAGCUGGUAUAGUUUUAUAUUCAAAUCUUCGUACAUACGCACAGUAAUAGUUCUUCCUAGCCUGCAUAAUAUGCAUGCAUCUAAUGCCAAUUGGCUU